CGUGGUGAGCAUCAUUUCUAAGGAGAAGACGAAGGCGCGACCACAAGCCCUGAACACAGUGGAGCUCAUGAAGGUCGCGAGUGCAGGUCUCGGCAUGAGCCCGCAGUCUGCCAUGGUGGUGGCCGAGCGCCUCUACACGCAAGGCUACAUCAGUUACCCCAGAACUGAGACGUCCAGCUACCCUGAGAACUUCGACCUCAUCGGGGCGCUGCAGAUACAAGCGGGGCACCAGGACUGGGGCACGACGGUGCGGGAGCUGCUGCGGGAGGGCAUCAACAGGCCCAAGAAGGGGCACGACGCAGGGGACCAUCCACCCAUCACCCCCAUGAGGGCGGCAGAAAGACAUCACCUCGACCUGGACUCCUGGAGGAUCUACGAAUACAUCACCAAGCAUUUCAUUGGCACUCUGAUGCCGGACUGCAAGUACCUCAGUACAGUCAUGACAUUCAACAUCGGCUCCGAGGUCUUCUCCCUCACUGGCAUCGAGCUUCUUGAUCCUGGCUUUACGAAGGUCAUGGAUUGGCUGGCGUUGGAUGAAGAGAGCAAAGUUCCUGACCUCGUCGAGGGAGACAAACUCCCCAUCACUGAGGCGCGUCUGAACGAACGUCAAACCGUGGCUCCUGACUACCUGACGGAGGCUCAGGUGAUCGGGCUGAUGGAGAAGCACGGCAUCGGCACGGACGCCUCCAUCCCCGUGCACAUCAACAACAUCUGCCAGCGUAACUACGUCACCGUCGAGUCCGGCCGCCGCCUCGUACCUACCAACCUGGGCAUCGUGCUCGUGCAUGGCUAUCAAAAGAUCGACGUGGACUUGGUGCUGCCGACGAUGCGGUCGGCCGUCGAGGAGCAGCUUAACCUCAUCGCCGCUGGCAAGGCCGACUUCGACUCCGUGCUGCGCCACACUCUGCAUAUAUUCGCUGCCAAGUUCCAGUAUUUUGUGAGCAACAUCGGCGGCAUGGAUAACCUCUUCGAAGUCUCCUUCUCACCCUUGUCAGAAUCUGGGAAACCUUUCUCAAGAUGCGGCAAGUGCAAGCGCUACAUGAAGCUCGUCGAGACCAAACCCCAGCGCCUGUACUGCGCCACCUGCGACGACACCUACGCCGUGCCUCCUGGUGGCAACGUGCGUGAAUACCAGGAAAACAAAUGCCCUCUGGACGACUUCCAGCUUCUGUUAUACAGCGGUGGCGGUCAAGGCCGGAGCUACACAUUCUGUCCUUACUGCUACAACAACGCACCCUUUCCGGGAAUGCUGAAGAACAGCGGCUGCAACAACUGCCUGCACCCGACCUGCGCGUUUGGGCGCGACAAGAUGGGCGUGUCGCAGUGCAUGGAGUGCGAGGGCGGCGUGCUGGUGCUGGACCCUGCGUCAGGACCUAAGUGGAAGAUCUGCUGCAACAGAUGUGACGUGCUUGUUUGCCUGUUCGACAAAGCGAGCAAAGUUAACGUCUUGUCAGAGGUGUGCGCCACGUGUGGCUCCCAGAACGUCGCCGUCGAGUACAAGGAGGGCAAAAGCAAAUUCAAGGACGGCAGCCUGAGCGAAAGCGGCUGCAUCUUCUGCAGCCCGAUGCUGACGCCGCUGGUGACGAAGCAGCGCGUGUCGUACGAGGGCAACCGAGGGCGCGGCCGCGGUAGAGGAGGACCUCGAGGGCGAGGGCGGGGCAGGGGUAGAGCGGGGAGAAGAUGAGAGGUACUUGCCCUAUGCCGCUAAAACUCUUCAUGUAUAUGGACAAUUUGGGUAUUAGUAGAAUUUAUUGGUCAUAAAAAGCAAUACUAAUGAUUUUAGUAUUGUACUCAAGGUAUAGUUUGUAGGCCAGCUAGGGAAGAAUUUCAAGCACACUCUGAAUGAUGGACUAGAGUGUACUUGGAAAUGGUCACUGAAUUCUAAGAAUUCGAGAAGAGAUUAUGCCACGAAUUUGUUAGCAGUCGUCCUCAAAAUACUAAUUUGAUUGGUUUAAUUUUUUUUGCUGUAAAGGCAACAUUCGUUAAAAAAAGAGGUUGCAUUGAAAUUGAAGGCUAUAUUUGUAAGAAGAAACAUUGCGAGACGAUGAGGGCAGAGGGCUCUCCUGGUCUCACGUGCUUUAAUAUAGGUACUCGUACCUUAUCUGACUAUAAUAUUUAUUUUAUUUAACACUUAUAAUUUCAUUUCGCACUUUAAAGUACGCAUGAGAAGAGUUUGUAUAAAUUAGCAAUUAAUCUAUUUUAGGUUUGAAUAUUUUUGACGUAUUUCAAUCCAUUGUUUAAAUUGAAUUAACGCCUUAAUCCAUUGUUUAAAUUGAAUUAACGCCUUAAUCCAUUGUCUCAAUUUAUUCCAAACAAUAAAUCUAAUCAAAGUGUAUUGUGUCAACACUAAAAUAAUAUUCAAACUAGCUUUCAAUAAUUACGCUUAGCAUUCACCACCUAAUGUUAAGAAUCUCUCAUGAACUACUGUGAUCGUGAAUUGGUAUGGAGUUCUGUUGGAGGGCUGGUCGAUGCUGCUGUCGCUGCAAGCACAACUUCGUGUUACGCUUAUUCUCGCUCAGCCUGUGUUGUGCAUAGGGCAUAAUGUAAUAUUUUGUUUAAUGUUGGUAAUGAGGAUGACAUUCUCGUGUCAAUUUUGCUAUCAUACUCUAUACAGAUUAGUUCAUUUCUCAUUCUGAUUUUUAUACGACUUUGCAGUACGCUCGCUGAUCACGAAAGUGUCAUAUUCUCGACAAUCAUAAUGCAAAAAUUUCUUUCCAAUUUCAAGAUUUUUUCAUUCAAUUUUGAAAUUACUUUACCUAACUGUAAAGUAAUUUCAACCUAACCUACCUAAGCUAUUUUAUAAGCAAAAAAUUAUUUUCUGUCAAUAUUUUUCGUUUAAAACGAAUCUAUAAAUUAUGUGCAUAAAUCCGAGUUCUGUGUUCAGCAGUUAUGGGUAAUGUGUUCAUGUGUUCAGAGUUAAAGCUACUCUUAACGAAGAUAUCGUUUCUUGUCUUGAAUGUUUCCUAAGUUUGGAUCAUUUGCUCGACCCUUGGUCAAGCCUCUGGCUAGAGAAAGUUUAGUUUUCGGGUAGACGCAUUUGUUGAUAUUCGGCUUUGGAGUAUCAAGAUUUGAAAUUUGUGUGACCAACGUUUAGGGAAAUAAGCUGACAGUUGUCAUCACAAGCGAUCUUCUAAGCUUAUUUUUGCCAUCGCCAAGGAGCUUCAGAAUAAAAUCUCCGCAGUGUC
This is a messenger RNA of Hyalella azteca, 3185 nucleotides long. RefSeq names its product DNA topoisomerase 3-beta-1 (gene Top3beta). Gene Ontology annotation, cellular component: nucleus. The record is from RefSeq and is a predicted model, not a curated record. The transcript has 11 exons. The annotation marks the transcript as partial. NCBI's taxonomy places the organism in Eukaryota, Metazoa, Arthropoda, Malacostraca, Amphipoda, Hyalellidae. Gene Ontology annotation, molecular function: DNA binding; DNA topoisomerase type I (single strand cut, ATP-independent) activity. Gene Ontology annotation, biological process: DNA topological change.